Messenger RNA from Ascoidea rubescens DSM 1968, 312 nucleotides. RefSeq lists its product as uncharacterized. The transcript has a single exon. NCBI's taxonomy places the organism in Eukaryota, Fungi, Ascomycota, Saccharomycetes, Ascoideales, Ascoideaceae. The coding region runs from base 1 to 312 and encodes 103 amino acids. The record is from RefSeq and is a predicted model, not a curated record.
AUGGUUAAUUUGAUUGAUUUAAACUUGUCAUACAAUAAGUUCGAAAGAUUUACUGAUUUAGGAAUCUCAUAUAGUUUACAAAAACUAAAUUUAUCACACAAUAGAUUCACGAUUCUUAGAACUGUAUGUUUUUCUAAUUUUCAGUCAUUAUUAUUGAAUCACAAUGAGCUCUUGAGAAUUGAAAAUUCAAAUAAAUUUCCAAAUCUAAGAUAUCUCAACAUAUUGUAUAACGAGUUACAUAAGAUUAAGUAUUUAUAUCAAUUUCCAUUAUUAUAUGAUUUGAAUUUAGUGGAAAAUCAUAGUGCAGAUUGA